UUGCACCUUUAAGAUAACCCAACCGAGUACAAGGCAUUGUCAUAAACCAAGAAGAACAUUUUGGAAACAUGGCCGAAGGGAAAAUCAAUAGCAGAGAUGAGAGAUGGAGUCUUAAGGGAAAGACCGCUCUUGUGACGGGUGGAACCAAAGGCAUAGGACAUGCAAUAGUAGAAGAACUAGCAGGGUUUGGGGCCAUAGUUCACACAUGUUCCCGCAACCAAACUGAAUUAGACCAGCGUUUGGAUGAAUGGAAAACUAAAGGUUUCAAAGUAACUGGGUCAGUCUGUGAUGUCUCACACACAGACCAAAGAGAAAAGCUUAUUGAAACAGUAAUAUCUCUGUUUCAAGGGAAGCUCAACAUUCUUGUAAAUAAUGUUGGGACAACAAUUCCAAAGAGUGCUACAGAAUUCACAGCCGAAGAUGUGUCAAAAUUGAUGGCUACAAAUUUUGAGUCGGCUUACCAUCUCUCCCAACUUGCACACCCUUUGCUGAAAGCCUCCGGAAAUGGAAGCAUUGUUUUCAAUUCUUCCCUUGCUAGUGUCAUGGCUUUUCCGUAUUCUGCCCUCUACGGAUCAACAAAAGGAGCGAUCAAUCAACUUACAAGGAACUUAGCGUGUGAGUGGGCAAAAGACAAUAUUCGUGCUAACACAGUUGCUCCUUGGGUUAUCAAGACCCCGUUGACAGAAAGUUCUUAUGCGGACGAUCCUAAAUUAAGGCAUGAAGCUGCUUCAUUUUUUCAAUUAAUUGCUCGAACUCCAAUUAGCCGCCUUGGAGAGCCUAAUGAAGUCUCAUCAGUGAUAGCGUUUCUUUGUCUUCCUGCUGCUUCAUAUAUCACUGUCAUGUUGAUGAUUUGGAAUGAUACAUCGAGAAGGAUAACGAAUCAUGAUGACAAACCUAGUUUGGCCACAGUAUUUCUUUUUGGUUGUCCGGGAAACUAUACUCAGACAAAUACGUAACGAAUAUUAUCAAGUCGGUACCUCUUAUUUAGA
Morus notabilis is the source of this 989-nucleotide messenger RNA. Its product is annotated as tropinone reductase homolog. The record is from RefSeq and is a predicted model, not a curated record. Gene Ontology annotation, molecular function: oxidoreductase activity. Lineage: Eukaryota; Viridiplantae; Streptophyta; Magnoliopsida; Rosales; Moraceae. The transcript is spliced from 6 exons. Bases 69 to 956 code for a protein of 295 amino acids.